Molecule: messenger RNA, 1041 nt
Organism: Physella acuta
Lineage: Eukaryota; Metazoa; Mollusca; Gastropoda; Physidae
Product: FMRFamide receptor-like
Biological process (GO): G protein-coupled receptor signaling pathway
Cellular component (GO): plasma membrane
Molecular function (GO): G protein-coupled peptide receptor activity
Source: RefSeq, a predicted model, not a curated record
AUGGAAAUUGUCACCUCGACCAUUCCCAGCAACCUCUCGGUCAUUCUGACCCAGAAGGCCCCACCCCGGGACAAAAUUCUGAACGACGACAUGGCCAAAAUAUUUUUCGUGGUGGUCAAGUGCGCCAUGUACGAGGUGAGCAGCGUGAUCGGCAUCGUGACGAACGGUCUCUGUCUCGUCGUCUUCCGGAAGUUGGGUUGUGGCGAGACGGUCAACGUGACCCUGAUCGGGUUGACCAUCUCCGACCUGGCCAGCGUGGUUGUCCUCUUCUGGAUGGGCAUCUGCUUCAACCCGCUCUUCACCUACUCCGACGUCUACUUCGACACGCUCUCCGUCGUGUACCUGAGUGGGGGCUGGGUCAAGCUCUACCUGACGCGGGUCUCUAGCUGGAUCACGGCCUUCGUCACGCUUGAGCGCUGCCUGUGUAUCGCCAUACCCCUCAAGAUCAAGGCCAUCAUGACGCCCAAGAGAGCCGCCAUCUUUAUCUGCGUCUCCUUCUUCCUGCUGGGCAUGACGAUGCCGCCCGUCUACUACACCACACGCCUCGAGUGGCUCUGGUACCCGGACCGGAACAAGACCCUCCUCGGCAUGGCCUUCACCCCGGAGCGCGAGUUCAUCUACAACAGCGUCAUCGCCAUCAACCUUGUCCUGACCUUCGCCGCCUUCGCCGUCAUCAUCGCGUGCACGUCCAUCCUGGUUCUGAACCUGGACAAGAAGGCCGAGUGGCGCAAGAAGUCCGUGUCUGCGGACAAGCAGAGCUCCAUGUCCAGCAAGGACCAGAAGGUCUCCCAGAUGAUCGUGCUGAUCGCCGCCCUCUUCGUGGCCAGCUUCUUCCCCGGCACCGUCCUGUUCGUCACCAUGCUCAUCGUGCCGGAGUUCAACCGCGGCAAGCUCUACAACAACCUCUUCACCACCGUCUUCGCCUUCUCCCACAUCCUGGAGGCCGCCAACGCCUCCAUCAACCUGUUCGUCUAUCUCAAGAUGAGCACCAAAUUUAGAACCGUUUUCUACGAGACUUUUGCUUUCAAGAAAAAGAAAUGA